Messenger RNA from Ustilago hordei, 1557 nucleotides. RefSeq lists its product as uncharacterized. NCBI's taxonomy places the organism in Eukaryota, Fungi, Basidiomycota, Ustilaginomycetes, Ustilaginales, Ustilaginaceae. Bases 1 to 1557 code for a protein of 518 amino acids. The transcript has a single exon. The record is from RefSeq and is a predicted model, not a curated record.
AUGUCGCCGACUGCGAACGUCAAGCACGUCAGCGGUGACGGCGGUGUCAAGACAUUAGAGGAGCAACUAUCGCAGCUAUCGAUACAAGAACCUGCUGGACAGCUACUCGAACAACUAGGAGAUUUCGACUACUCCGAUCUACUUCCACAGCCAGCUCUGCCACCAGAAGUACUCGAAAGGGUCGUGCGUCAUCUUCAUCCUGGAGCUCUGAUAGGCGAUCCUCUGGCGCAUGUGACAUUGAUACGACUCAGCUGCGUCAGUCGACUGAUGAGAUACUGGGCGCUGGACACACUCUAUUCGAUCAUCAUCCUACCCCGUCAUGUGAGGGAGUUUCGCAAAUGGUACUCGAGAGCAGUCAAGGCACAACCGGCAUAUCAAUUCGCAGGCUACACAAGGGCACUGUUUUGCUCUCUGGACGAUGUUUCAGCCUUGACAUCGUUCUCGGCAGGAUGGGACCACGAACUGCUGCGACUGCUUCACUACUGCGGUCCGACCCUCACACAUCUUUCCCUAUGGCGUGCCGAGUCGAUGGCUUUGCUGCGAGACCCUGGCCAAGUCAGAGAAGGCUACCGCUUUGGUUCAUCUCAGCCUGUCCAAGUUUGGGGCGAGCUCGGUGAGGGCGAGCCCGACGCCGAAGCUCAGGAGGAGGUCGAAGUGGAUGACACAGCCCCACCGGAAGCAGAGCACGCCGACGAUCUAUUCAGCAAGGAAGAGCUCGAUGACAUGCCAGGAUGGCUCAAAGCUGAGAUCCGAAUGCAGGGAACCCGAGCUGUCACUAAUCGCCACAAAGCUCAUCUUACACCGACAAGACGCAUCACACGACGACAUCACGGCUGUCAGCCCACGCAUCUCAGCAUCAUGAUGAGCUUGCCCUUGCUGGAGCAUGAGGAUCUGAAGGUGUUUCCAAGGAUGCUCAUCUGGCAUCGUGUUCAGGAGCUCGAUGUGCACAUCUCGACGCCGGGACACACUCCAAAGGCCUUAAGGCUGCUAGCGAGUUUGCGUGAAUCGCCAAUACGCAGGCUCAGGAUCUCCACGACUUUUGCAUCGCUUUGCAUGAUGACUCCGCCCUUUCCGCCGUCCAAAAGACAGCGAGAGGCGAGUGCAGAAGGAAGAAUGCAAGACCUCAACGGCUAUGCUGCGCCGACCUUCUACGGCCAAGGUACAAACAGCGACUUCAUCCCAACUCUCAACGUGUGCGAUGCGCUGACGAGCAUAUUGCAAGACAAAACGCUGCGGAAAGUGUUGGUAGACGAAUUUCAGGGCAAGGCUUACAGCGCUGUCCCCAACCUUGAGCAGGUGUUGACUCGACGCUGCUUUGAAGGUCCGACUAGGAAGCUCAGUAACCGCACCAGUUGUCCCGAUAGCGUAGCGACACCACCACAGACGAUCGCCGAAGCUCCCGUAGAUGCAAAACGCCAGGCUGACUUGGGACGUAACUUCCGUCUUACUCUCACUCGCGGCAAUCAGGCCAUGUGGGCUAAGCUCAAGGAUCGUCUCUGGGACUUUCGACAGAGAGCAGAGGGGAUCAGCGAUGGUUCGUGGGAGAUGCUAUCAUAG